Oryctolagus cuniculus (rabbit) is the source of this 1589-nucleotide messenger RNA. It is a transcript of the gene MLST8, whose product is annotated as MTOR associated protein MLST8. The record is from RefSeq and is a predicted model, not a curated record. Gene Ontology annotation, molecular function: protein binding. Gene Ontology annotation, cellular component: TORC1 complex; TORC2 complex. Lineage: Eukaryota; Metazoa; Chordata; Mammalia; Lagomorpha; Leporidae. Gene Ontology annotation, biological process: regulation of actin cytoskeleton organization; TOR signaling.
CCUCCACCGCCCCCCCCCCCGCGCCACCGGGCUCCAUGGUCUCGCCUCAAGUGCCCAUCGAUAACUCUACGCUCGGCCUUGGCCUCGAUCGAUUCGCUCCAACUCCCCUCGCCGUCCUGGAGCACGGAGGAGUGCGGAGCCGCAUGUAAGAUGCUCUGACCCUUGGCGCCAGCCUUCAGCCCUCGGGCCCGCGCAGGCCCCGCCAUGAACACCUCCCCAGGCACGGUGGGCAGCGACCCCGUCAUCUUGGCCACCGCCGGCUAUGACCACACGGUGCGGUUCUGGCAGGCCCACAGCGGGAUCUGCACCCGCACGGUGCAGCACCAGGACUCUCAGGUGAACGCGCUGGAGAUCACGCCCGACCGCAGCAUGAUCGCCGCUGCAGGGUACCAGCACAUCCGCAUGUAUGAUCUCAACUCCAAUAACCCCAACCCCAUCAUCAGCUACGACGGGGUCAACAAGAACAUCGCGUCGGUGGGCUUCCACGAGGAUGGCCGCUGGAUGUACACGGGUGGAGAGGACUGCACGGCCCGGAUCUGGGACCUCAGGUCCCGGAACCUGCAGUGCCAGCGGAUCUUCCAGGUGAACGCACCCAUUAACUGCGUGUGCCUGCACCCCAACCAGGCGGAGCUCAUCGUGGGCGACCAGAGCGGCGCUAUACACAUCUGGGACCUGAAGACGGACCACAACGAGCAGCUGAUCCCCGAGCCCGAGGUCUCCAUCACGUCUGCCCACAUCGACCCCGACGCCAGCUACAUGGCCGCCGUCAACAGCACCGGAAACUGCUACGUGUGGAACCUGACGGGGGGCAUCGGUGACGAGGUGACCCAGCUCAUCCCCAAGACCAAGAUCCCAGCGCACACGCGCUACGCCCUGCAGUGCCGCUUCAGCCCCGACUCCACGCUCCUGGCCACCUGCUCGGCUGACCAGACCUGCAAGAUCUGGAGGACGUCCAACUUCUCCCUGAUGACGGAGCUCAGCAUCAAGAGCGGCAACCCCGGGGAGUCGUCCCGCGGCUGGAUGUGGGGCUGCGCCUUCUCCGGGGACUCGCAGUACAUCGUCACCGCUUCCUCUGACAACCUGGCCCGGCUCUGGUGUGUGGAGACUGGAGAGAUUAAGAGAGAGUACGGCGGCCACCAGAAAGCUGUGGUCUGCUUGGCCUUCAAUGACAGCGUGCUGGGCUAGCCUGUGCCUCCUGGGGACGGCCGCCGGCUGUGUGGCAGACCACGCAGGCUCGCCUCUGCCCACCCAGGCCGGCUGGACCCCCCGGCGGCUCGGUGCUGCCAGGCUGCUCCGAGGCGCUCGGCUCUCGGCCGCGGCCCCUGAGGCAGGCUGCACCUCACGGCUGGGCCCGGUGGCUCCGGGGGCUGGUGCGCACCCCCAAGCCAGUCCUCCCCGCCCUCCCGCUCCGGGCCCCCUUUCAAGCCCCGAGGCCACAGAGGAGAGUGGCCGCACUGCCAGGUGGGAGCUUUAUUGGUGCGUUCCAGGCGGCCUCCGUGGUGGGAGGUGCCGGCGGCCCGUGGGGCGGGGGCCGGGCUGGCCAGGCCAGGGGCUUAGUCCGGGAGAUAAUAAAAGCAGACGGACACGCA